GAAAACAAUAAUUGUUUCUAAAAAGAAGAUUAUUUUCGUUUACCUUCUAUUAUAUAUUGUAUGUCUCUUAUCUUGUUUUUUUGCUAGCCUUUUACAGUGUUUGAUCUUAAUGUACAUGUCCUUUACUUCUUUGAAACAGAUGAAGAAACCACAGAUUAUGGUUUUAAGGCCAGCUUGUUAAUUUAUUAUUAGGGUUUUUGUGUUAUCUGUUUUGUUAUGAUCCCUUGCUUAGUGUCUUAAGUUUUCUACUAGUUAGGCAAUGGAAGAUCUAUGCAUGGCUAGGUAAAUAGAGCAUAUUGAUGAUAAACUCUUGUGUUGCUAGGUGAAUAAAAACGGAAAAAUGGGUCGUGGUAAGCUAACCAUGGAACUCAUACGCAAUGAGAGAUCUCGGAUGAUUACUUAUCACAAAAGAAAGAAGGGUUUGACAAAGAAAGCAAGGGAAUUCCAAAUUCUCUGUGGUGUAGAUGCAUGUGUUAUCAUUUUGGGGCCAAAACUGAAUAAUCAUCCUGUUGAUGUCGAAACCUGGCCAACCGAUCGCAUUGAGGUCAGACGCAUUAUCAACAGGUUUAGGUCGGAAGGUGCAGACCGAAAGAAAACACAAGAUUUGUCUUUUUUUUUUGAAGCUCGGAAGAAGAAACUGGAUGAUGAAAUUGCUAAACUGCGCAAAGCCUGUAUGGAAGCAAAGUUCCCUGCAUGGGAUAAUCGCCUCAACUUGUUAUCACUCGAGCAACUCAGGGUACUUGCAGGAGUUUUCGAAUCUAAACUUGAUGUUGCAAGAGGUUGGAUAUUGAAGCUAAAAGGCAACCCCUUUUUGAUGGAAGAUUCCAAGUCAGGGAUUAAUGCAGCUGGCUCCAUUAGUGAUAAAUCAAGCCUUCUGGCUCCAUUACUUCCGAAGAAUAUUGAAUUAGAGGCUCUUAACCAGCAACCCUUUCCUUGUGCCAAACCAAUAGAUAUGCCACUGGCUACGUGCUACCCAUCUCAUCAGCUGCAACAGAUGCUUCCAUUCAAUGUCAAUCCUAUCAAUAGUCCCAUGUUGAUGAUGAUGAACCAUGAAGACUUCGGUCACUUUGGCGGCCUUUCUAGUAGCAGCACCAUAAAAUCCACAGUUCAAUACAAUUAUGAUCCUGCCACAGAGAUGAUAGGGAAUAUGAUGUUCAACAAUCCCAGCUGGGCACACUCUGCAAGCUAUCAUGGUCCAAGCAGGCAACCGAUUUCUCCCUACAGGCAGGGUCCAAUGACGCAGAAUGUUUCUUCUCAACUGUGCAUCCCUCAGUUCUCUUAUUUUUUUGAUGUCAACGAGCUUGAGAUGAACAGAACAGAAAACUUCGCGAUGAAAACAGAUGCUUUUUGAUUGAAACGUAGACACAUGCAUAAACAAACGGGCACCUAAUCACGAGUGAUUUUGAAUGUUUAUGUUAGAUGUGUUGUCUUUUGAG
This is a messenger RNA of Populus euphratica (Euphrates poplar), 1436 nucleotides long. Its product is annotated as agamous-like MADS-box protein AGL19. Bases 341 to 1351 code for a protein of 336 amino acids. Lineage: Eukaryota; Viridiplantae; Streptophyta; Magnoliopsida; Malpighiales; Salicaceae. Gene Ontology annotation, biological process: positive regulation of transcription by RNA polymerase II. Gene Ontology annotation, molecular function: DNA-binding transcription factor activity, RNA polymerase II-specific; protein dimerization activity; cis-regulatory region sequence-specific DNA binding. The transcript has a single exon. The record is from RefSeq and is a predicted model, not a curated record.